AUCGCCUUCAUUUCCCCCAAAUCCUUCCUUUUCCUCUCCUCCCCCAGGGCCGGCGGGGAGGCAGCUUCCACUGCCCACCGCGCGCUCUCGCCCGGCCUUCCUCUGCCUCCGGGGACCGCCAGCAGUCCGCUUCCAAAAGUUUGAUCAUCUCUCUCUCUCUCUCUUUUUUUCCUUGCUGCUUCUUCCUUUUCGGUGGAAACACAAAAAAGAGCGAGACAGGGGCGAGCGCGGCGCCCGGACUCCUGGGACCAUGGGCCUGGGGCGGUCGCCCGCGGGGCUCCGGCCGCGCUGCCUGCCCGCUCCGGAGCCGCAAGGCGCGGGGCUGCGCUGGGGGCGCCGGGGCCGCGCGCUCUGAGCCGGCCUGGCGCGGCGGGGCGGGGGGCUGGCGGCCCCAUGGGGCGCGCCCACACUUGCCCCCGGGGCUCGGGAGCAUGAAGUAGGGGCCCGCCAUGGGAGCGGGAUCGGCGCGGGGGCUCCGAGGCACAGCGGCGGCGGCGCGCGGUGGGGGGUUUCUCUUCUCCUGGAUCACAGUCUCGUUUGUUUGUCUCCUGGCUUCCACCCAAGGAGCUCCUGAAGAUGUGGAUGUCCUGCAGCAGCUGGGCCUCGGCGGAACGAAGGCGGCAGGGGGCCGGAGCCCCGCGCCCCCGCCGGGAGUCAUCCCCUUCCCGUUGGGCUUCAUCUUCACGCAGCGGGCCCGGCUCCAGGCCCCCGCGGGCGCCGUCAUUCCGGCUGCCCUGGGCGCGGAGCUGGCGCUGGUGCUGAGCCUCUGCUCCCACCGCGUGAACCAUGCCUUCCUCUUCGCCGUCCGCAGCCGCGAGCACAAGCUGCAGCUGGGCCUGCAGUUCCUCCCGGGCCGGACGGUCGUCCACCUGGGGCCCCGGCGCUCCGUGGCCUUCGACCUCGACGUGCACGACGGGCGCUGGCACCACCUGGCCCUCGAGCUCCGCGGCCGCACGGUCACCCUGGCGACGGGCUGCGGGCAGCGCCGGGUGCGCAUCCCGCUGCCUUUCCACAGGGACCCGGUGCUCGACCCCGAGGGCUCCUUCCUCUUUGGGAAGAUGACCCCGCACGCGGUCCAGUUUGAAGGGGCCCUGUGCCAGUUCAGUAUCUACCCCGUGACGCAGGUCGCCCACAAUUACUGUACCCACCUGAGAAAGCAGUGUGGACAAGCUGACAUGUACCGGCCCCAGCUGGGACCCCUCUUGCCACAAGACUCUGGCACACCCUUCUCCUUCCAGACUGACCCUGCGCUGCUUGGCCUGGGGAACGUAACCACUGCCAUGCCAGCUCUGGGGUCACGGCCAGCAGGCAGGAGGGCCAGGGUGACCGUGGCGCCCACUGUGACCCCCAAGCCCCUCAGGACUAGCGCCAGGGACCCUCACCAGCGCAUGGCAGCGGGCGGCCCGGCCCGGACGCCACGGCCACCUUCCAAGCUGUCGACCAGUAAAGCACUUCCUCCUGUGUCCCCCAACUCUCCACACAUCUCCCCCAGCACUCUCCAUCCUGCAGCUCCACCUGCCCAGCCCCAGCGGAAGAGGGUAGCCACCCAAAUCCCCAAACGUCUCCCCAGCAAGCGUCCAACCCCUUCUUCGGUCGCCCCUGUCAGAAGCCCCCGCCCCACCCAGAAGGCAGCCGCAUCUUCCCUCACCAAGCCGGACCCACCCACCUCCCGCCUGGUUCCUGCCAAGGUUUCCGGUCCCAGGGUAAAGCCAAUCCCGGGGAACCCUGUGAUGCCCGGAUCCCCACCCCCCAGCUCCCGGCCUCUACCUCCUGCCUCUGGCUCUGCCAAAAAUCCUGUUCCCACAGUGACCUCAACUGAGGCUAAAAUGGCCACUCGUGCCAGCAAGCCAGGCCCUGCCCGCACCGGCACACACAGACCUUCCCAAAGCUCUGUUUUGCCCCUGUCUCCUGUCCCCGGGCCUGGCUCUCCCAGGACCCCUCAGCCACCAGCCACAGCGGGGCCUCCAACCUCGGGCGCCAGAACUUCCAGAACGGCACCUCCCCCCAUCGGUCCUACUGCAGCCCCCAGCAGAAGCAAGAAGCCCACUGGGUUGGAAGCUGUGAAGAAAGCUGGGCGCAAGAGCAGUUCCAGGAAGCCAGCCCCCCUCAGACCUGGCAAGGCAGCCAGGGAUGCCCGGUGGAAGAGUCCGACAGCCCAACCCAGCCCCAGGCCACCCCUGCCCAGUCGAUGGACCACCUUGGCCCCAGCCCUGGACCCCGUGCGUCUCCUGGCCUCCAGCCCCUGGCCCACGAGCAGUGCCGCUUCCUUCUUCCACCUGGUGGGGCCCACGCCUUUCCCCCUGCUGAUGGGACCUCCGGGGCCCAAGGGAGACUGUGGUUUGCCGGGUGCCCCUGGGCUUCCUGGGCUGCCUGGACCCCCUGGUGCCCGAGGGCCACGGGGUCCUCCUGGGCCUUACGGAAAUCCAGGCCUCCCCGGUCUCCCUGGAGCCAAAGGACAGAAAGGGGACCCGGGGCUCUCACCAGGAAAGGCCCAUGAUGGGGCAAAGGGCAACGUGGGCUUGCCUGGGCUCCCCGGGAAUCCAGGACCUCCUGGACGAAAGGGCUACAAGGGUUAUCCUGGACCGGCAGGGCACCCCGGAGAACAGGGGCAGCCAGGACCUGAGGGCAGCCCAGGGGCCAAAGGUUACCCUGGCAGGCAGGGAUUACCUGGACCGGUAGGAAACCCUGGCCCCAAAGGCAGCCGGGGCUACAUCGGUCUCCCGGGGCUCUUCGGCCUGCCGGGGUCUGACGGAGAGCGUGGUCCACCUGGCGUUCCUGGCAAGAGGGGCAAGAUGGGUAGGCCGGGGUUUCCUGGAGACUUUGGGGAAAGAGGCCCUCCCGGACUGGAUGGAAACCCUGGUGAACUGGGCCUGCCAGGGCCCCCAGGAGUCCCCGGCCUCAUUGGUGACAUGGGAUCGUUGGGUCCAGUUGGCUACCCAGGACCCAAGGGCAUGAAGGGGCUGAUGGGAAACGUGGGGGAACCCGGACUGAAAGGUGAUAAGGGUGAACAAGGGGUUCCAGGUGUUUCAGGAGAUACUGGAUUCCAAGGAGACAAGGGGAGCCAGGGGUUGCCAGGGUUCCCAGGCGCACGGGGGAGGCCAGGGCCUCUGGGCAAAGUUGGAGACAAAGGAUCCUUUGGGUUUCCUGGGCCCCCUGGCCCCGAGGGCUUCCCUGGAGAUAUUGGCCCCCCUGGGGACAACGGCCCAGAAGGCGAGAAGGGUAAGCCUGGAGCUCGAGGCCUGCCGGGACCCCGUGGGCAGCUGGGGCCCGAGGGAGAUGAGGGACCUAUGGGGCCACCAGGGGUCCCAGGCUUGGAGGGUCAACCUGGCAGGAAGGGGUUCCCUGGGAGGCCAGGCCCGGAUGGCGUGAAGGGGGAGCCAGGAAAUCCCGGGCGGCCGGGGCCCGUGGGAGAGCAGGGACUUCUGGGAUUCAUUGGUCUGGUCGGGGAGCCAGGAAUUGUAGGAGAAAAGGGGGACCGGGGCAUGAUGGGACCCCCAGGCGUGCCGGGACCCAAGGGGUCGAUGGGUCAUCCUGGAAUGCCAGGUGGUGUCGGGACCCCCGGAGAGCCUGGACUCCCGGGUCCUCCAGGAUCUCGAGGCCUACCAGGCAUGAGGGGAACAAAGGGAGUCCGGGGUCCCCGAGGACCAGAUGGAACAGUUGGGGAGCCCGGGUCCAGGGGCCUAAAGGGCCCCCCCGGACCCCAGGGCAGACCGGGCCAGCCUGGGCAGCAGGGCACGGCCGGCGAGCGAGGGGACUCGGGCCCACGAGGCUUUCCCGGCAUCCAGGGUCCCUCGGGCCCCCCCGGCACCAAGGGCCUCCCAGGAGAACCGGGCCUCCAGGGCCCCCAGGGUCCAGUUGGUCCUCCAGGAGAGAUGGGAGCCAAGGGGCCUCCGGGUGCAGUGGGAGAACCAGGCCUUCCUGGGGAAGCAGGAAUGAAGGGUGACCUUGGACCUCUGGGCAUCCCUGGUGAGCAGGGCCUCAUUGGGCAGCGGGGAGAGCCAGGCCUAGAGGGUGACAGUGGCCCCGUGGGGCCUGACGGGCUGAAGGGAGACAGGGGUGACCUGGGGCCUGAUGGUGAGCAUGGUGAGAAAGGCCAGGAGGGUCUGAUGGGUGAAGACGGGCCCCCUGGUCCCCCUGGCAUCACUGGCAUCCGGGGACCUGAAGGAAAACCAGGCAAGCAAGGCGUGAAGGGCCGGACUGGAGCCAAGGGUGCCAAGGGCUACCAAGGACAGCUGGGUGAGAUGGGCGUCCCCGGAGACCCCGGACCCCCUGGCACCCCAGGCCCUAAAGGGUCCCGGGGCAGCCUGGGACCAAUGGGUGCUCCGGGACGGAUGGGGGCCCAAGGAGAACCAGGACUGGCUGGUUAUGACGGACACAAGGGCCUUAUGGGGCCCCUCGGACCUCCUGGACCAAAAGGCGAAAAGGGGGAGCAGGGCGAGGAUGGCAAAGCCGAGGGGCCCCCUGGGCCGCCUGGAGAUCGGGGCCCUGUGGGUGACCGAGGAGACCGUGGGGACCCGGGGGACCCUGGCUACCCUGGUCAGGAGGGUGUGCAAGGCCUCCGCGGAAAGCCGGGAGAGCAGGGCCUGCCCGGGCAUCCGGGACCCCAGGGGCUGCCGGGACCCAAAGGAUCCAAAGGCGAAGAGGGACCAAAGGGAAAGCAAGGCAAGGCUGGGGCCCCAGGAAGGAGGGGGAUCCAGGGCCUGCAGGGGCUGCCAGGGCCCCGGGGCGUGGUGGGGAGACAGGGUCCUGAGGGCAUCACUGGACCUGAUGGGCUUCCUGGCAGGGACGGCCAAGCUGGUCAGCAGGGAGAGCAGGGAGAUGACGGGGACCCUGGCCCCUUGGGCCCUGCUGGGAAGAGAGGAAAUCCAGGUGUGGCCGGCUUACCUGGAGCACAGGGCCCCCCAGGAUCCAAGGGUGAAAGCGGGUUACCUGGGCAGCUUGGUCCCCCUGGCAAACGAGGGACAGAGGGUGGAACAGGACUUCCUGGGAACCAGGGGGAGCCUGGAUCCAAAGGCCAGCCGGGUGACGCUGGCGUGAUGGGCUUCCCAGGAAUCUCCGGCCUCUUCGGACCCAAGGGCCCCCCUGGAGACAUCGGCUUCAAAGGCAUCCAGGGGCCGCGGGGGCCUCCCGGCUUGGUGGGAAAGGAAGGCAUCAUUGGGCCACUGGGAACCCUGGGACCUUCGGGACUUCCGGGCCCAAAGGGCAACAGAGGCAGCCGAGGGGACUUGGGAUUGCAAGGUCCGCGGGGUUCUCCCGGCCCGAGAGGGCGGCCUGGCCCACCGGGUCCUCCAGGGAACCCUAUCCAGCUUCAACAGGAUGACCUUGGGGCAGCUUUCCAGACGUGGAUGGACACUAAUGGAGCGUUCACACCAGAGGGUCGUGGCCAUCCGGAACGGCUGGUGCUGGACCAGGGAGGGGAGAUCUUUAAAACCUUACACUACCUCAGCAACCUCAUCCAGAGCAUUAAGACGCCCCUGGGCACCAGAGAGAACCCUGCCCGGGUCUGCCGGGACCUCAUGGACUGUGAGCAGAAGAUGGUGGAUGGCACCUACUGGGUGGACCCAAACCUCGGCUGCUCCUCUGACACCAUCGAAGUCUCCUGCAGCUUCACGCAUGGUGGACAGACAUGUCUCAAGCCCGUCACGGCCUCUAAGGUCGAGUUUGCAGUCAGCCGGGUCCAGAUGAAUUUUCUGCACCUGCUAAGCUCCGAGGUGACACAGCACAUCACCAUCCACUGCCUCAAUAUGACCGUGUGGCAGGAGGGCACCGGGCAGAUCCCAGCCAAGCAGGCCGUGCGCUUCCGGGCCUGGAAUGGGCAGAUAUUUGAAGCUGGGGGUCAGUUCAAGCCAGAGGUGUCUGUGGAUGGCUGCAAGGUCCAGGACGGCCACUGGCAUCAGACGCUCUUCACCUUCCGGACCCAGGACCCCCAGCAGCUGCCCAUCGUCAGCGUGGACAACCUCCCUCCUGCCUCAUCAGGGAAGCACUACCGCCUCGAAGUUGGACCCGCGUGCUUCCUCUGACCUCUGACCUCCCGGCUCCUCUAGGCCUCGUGGGGGAGGGGAAAGGAGGAGGAGGCAAGGGGAGGCCACCAAGGGGCAAGUGGGGCCAGGAGAGGAGCCCACCUGCCCAAGGUGUCUUGGACGGGUCCCCAGCUGUGGGCUGCCCAGGAGAAGUGGGUGGGGGGAGCCGGGGACAGGGCAUCCUGGGGAGCCACUGGUCCCAGCUCAGACCCAAAGACCAACCAAAGAGCCAGCCGGAGUAGGCUGGGCUGGCCACCGCUGGAGCCCCUGGCCUGUCUCCCGGCUCUGCGGCCACCCCCUCCCUCCCCCAGCCUUCUGCCCAAAGAGCCCCACGUUCAAGUCAACUCAAGGGAAGGGGGCAUCUCGCCAGCUGGUCCCUGCCAGGGAGAUUCUGAUGUGCAAUAUUAGAAAGGAGACAUGAAAAAAAAAGGAGAAAAGGAAAGAAAGAAGUAUAUAUAUAUUUUAUUUAAACAAACACAAAGAAGGUGCGUUACUAUUUUUUCACCUGGGAAAGAGGUGAGACCGUAAUAGAGAGCAGCCAGGGGGUGGGCAGCGCUGCGUGCGGAGAGGCAGUGGCGAGAUCCUCGGGGCUGGGGGUACCCGCGUUUGCUACCUCCCACUGUGAAAUCGCUGGUGCUCGAAUUGUCUUGUAAUGUAUGUGAUUUUUUUUUUUAAGGGGAAAAAAAAAAAAACUAUUUAAGAUUCUGAAGGUGCUACCAUUUUGCUACAGACUUUGAAGAACCUUUUUGAUGUGGGGCCCUGUCCUACAUCUUUCUCUCUCCUCCAAAUGGCAAAGUUUGAGGCAUUUAAAAUUUUUUCUUGUCGUCACCCUUGUGCUAAUCAGGUAAUCUGCUAAGGAGGGGAAAAAAAAAAGGAAAAAUUUAAACAAACAAACAAACAAAAAAACCCCUACCAAAAGCGAGAAGUAGAGAGAUUUUUACCUUUUAACUUAUGGACUUUGAAAUGUUUGUCCUCUUACGGCGGAGGGAGGCCUGAGCAUGAAGGAUUUUAACUCGGCCUCUUGUGGUCCUCAAGGGAAGUUAGGCCUGCCUUGGAGGGCAGGGCCUGGAGAGGCGCUGGAAGAAACUUUGGCUUUGAAGAGACCCCAUGAGUGGUGCUGGGUCAAGGCGAGCUGGAGCGGUGAAAUAAAAGUAUCUGACCAUCUUGCAAAGCCACAGAAUGCUUCCUCUAAGGGUGAGCCCUUCCAGGAGCCUGUCCUGCUAAGGGGCAUCGUUCUUGCUUUUUCAUUGUCAUUAAAUUCCAUAGAAACCCAGUAUCAUUAUCUCCAAGAGUGAAUUGGGGGCGAGGAGAAAGAAUGAUUAUGGGAAUCUUGGAGUUCAGAAUUAAUAGUGAUAUUCAGUUUAAUCUGAAUUGUCAUAUCUGCAAACAAGUCAGCGCCCAAAUUGAAUUUGGGGGUUAUUUUUAACUAUGGAAUUAUUUUUAUAGAAGGGGAAAAUUUAUGUGAAAGUCUCUAUUUGUGUAUUUUCCUAAGGCUGUGUCUCUUUGGGAAUUGGAUUUGAUUUUCAUUAUUUAAUACCUCACUCUGGCCUGCCCUCCCUACCCUGACACCUCCUGUAUUCCUUGCCCCCUGUUCAGCCUGGACAUUCCCAACAGAAGUGCGUUUUUGUAGUGCUAGGUUCCCCACGCCACCAGACUGACCUGUCUGCUGUCUAGUUCUUGGGUUUUUCGGCUGUCCUUGUUAUGUCUCUGUCCACAUGUCAGUGUGUUAAAACCCCAAUGGGUUAUUUUUCUUCUUUUCCCUUCUGGAUUUUAAAUAAAUAUUUAAAACUGA
Messenger RNA from Choloepus didactylus (southern two-toed sloth), 7812 nucleotides. It is a transcript of the gene COL27A1, whose product is annotated as collagen type XXVII alpha 1 chain. The record is from RefSeq and is a predicted model, not a curated record. Gene Ontology annotation, molecular function: extracellular matrix structural constituent. The coding region runs from base 450 to 6020 and encodes 1856 amino acids. The transcript has 61 exons. Lineage: Eukaryota; Metazoa; Chordata; Mammalia; Pilosa; Megalonychidae.